AUGGCGGUCACGGAGGCUGAAACUGCGGCUUUUAGUCGUUUGUACGAGGAUCUAGGGGCCAAAGGCGGGGAAAAGAAACUAUUCCAGCUGGCUAAGGCGAGGGAGAGGAAGGCACAGGAUCUGGAUCAAGUGAGGUGUAUCAAAGACGAGGACGAAAGGGACCAGGAUAUUGUGUUAGGCGAGUUGGGGCGUUCCGAGAGCCACCGCGAUUUUGGGUACUGUAGGCGCAUCAAGGUUGGGGAGGUCGUGGGAGCUAUGCGAAAGAUGAGCAGGGGCAGAGCUACCAGGCCUAACGAGAUUCCGGUAGAAUUUUGGAGGUGUGUGGGUAGAUCAAGUCUGGAGUGGCUGAUAGGGCUGUUUAAUGUUAUUUUCAAGACGAAGAGGAUGUCGGACAAGUGGAGGUGGAGUAUAGUGGUUUCUUUGUACAAGAAUAAAGGUGACAUCCAGAGUUGCAACAAUUAUAGGAGUAUCAAACUAUUGAGUCACACCAUUAAAGUGUGGGAGAGGGUAGUAGAAGCGAGGGUGGGGAAGACAGUGUCUAUAUCAGACAACUAG
Molecule: messenger RNA, 555 nt
Organism: Nicotiana tabacum (common tobacco)
Lineage: Eukaryota; Viridiplantae; Streptophyta; Magnoliopsida; Solanales; Solanaceae
Source: RefSeq, a predicted model, not a curated record